Molecule: messenger RNA, 1159 nt
Organism: Castor canadensis (American beaver)
Lineage: Eukaryota; Metazoa; Chordata; Mammalia; Rodentia; Castoridae
Gene: Akr1e2
Product: aldo-keto reductase family 1 member E2
Molecular function (GO): oxidoreductase activity
Source: RefSeq, a predicted model, not a curated record
GGCAGCUGGGCGCCAUGGAGAAGAUCCCUAUAUUAGGCCUGGGCACCUGGAAGGCCUCUCCAGGAGAAGUGACUGAUGCAGUAAAGGUGGCUAUUGACCUGGGGUACCGACACUUUGAUUGCGCUUACUUAUACCACAAUGAGAGUGAAGUUGGAGCAGGAAUCCAUUACAAGAUCAAGGAGGGUGUUGUGACUCGAGAGGACCUGUUCAUUGUCAGUAAGCUGUGGUGCACCUACCACAAGAAGUCCUUGGUGAAAACAGCAUGCAUCAUGAGUCUAAAGGCCUUAAAGUUGGAUUACUUGGACCUCUACCUCAUACACUGGCCCAUGGGUUUCAAGCCUGGAGAAAAAGAGUUGCCUUUAGAUCACAAUGGCAUGGUUAUACCCAGUGACACGGACUUCCUGGACACAUGGGAGGCCAUGGAGGACCUGGUGAUUGCUGGACUGGUGAAGAAUAUUGGAGUGUCAAACUUCAACCAUAAACAGCUUGAGAAGAUUUUAGAUAAGCCUAAUUUGAGGUUCAAGCCAAUAACUAACCAGAUUGAAUGCCACCCAUAUCUUGCUCAGAAGAAACUCAUUAGUUUUUGCCAAGCCAGAGACGUGUCUGUGACUGCUUACCGUCCUCUUGGUGGCUCAUGUGGUGGAAUCGACUUGUUGAAUGAUCCCAUGGUUCAGAUUAUUGCAAGGAAACAUAACAAGUCUCCUGCUCAGAUUUUGAUCCGAUUUCAUAUCCAGAGGAAUGUGAUAGUUAUUCCCAAAUCUGUCAACCCUAAGCGGAUUCAGGAGAAUAUCCAGGUGUUUGAUUUUGAAUUAACAGAGGAAGAUAUGGAUGACCUUUUAAUUCUAGAUAGGAAUCUCCGACUGGCCACAUUCCCCACAACUGAACAUCACAAAGACUAUCCUUUCCACAUAGAAUACUGAAGGCAGCUUCCCUCUUCCUCACUUCUGCUCAGCUAGACAAAUCGCGAAGGCUGGAACCAUUGACCACCUCUGCAGAGGCUCUGUGGUCACAGUGCCAGAGGCAGCUGUGGCCAGGAAUGAGAGCAAUAGAGUUAGAGAUGGGUGGAUUCCUGCUUGGAAGAGAAGUUCUCUGAGAAAUCCAAAGAACUGACUUGUUCUGUGAGGUAGUAAGAGGGAAGUGCUGUGAGGGUCAUGUCAUU